CCGUCAAGGCCGCGGGGUUUGGUUGCACACAGGCUGCAGUUUCAGUUUGUUUUAUUCACCAUUUUGAGUAGCUGAAGGUAAAAAAAAUUAAGAAUAUUUGCGUUUGGAGGACACGCCGCUGCCGUACUUUUGUUUCCACGGAGUAGCUCGGACGGUGGAGUCGUGCAUCAACCUCGCUCCCCCCUCGGUGUUUCGCAGAGCGGGAACCUAUAUUUCUUUUUUUUCCCCGUGCUUUUUUUCUUCUCCCCCCUUUCUUACAUCCUUAACCUCUACAGUAUUCCUGCAAAAUGUCAAGACCAGUGAGGAACAGGAAAGUGGUGAACUACUCACAAUUCAACGAGUCUGACGAUGCAGAUGAGGAGUAUGGUGACAGUAAGCCGAAGAAGGUGCGCACAGCCCCUCGGGAGCCCAAGCACAAGCGCUCAAAGAACUCACAGGAUGACAGUGAGGACUCUGAUGAGAAGCUCACCAAACCCAAAAAUGACUCAGCAGAUGACUUUGGCAGCGAUGAAGAAGAUAAUGACUUCGGAGAGGAGGAGGACGAAGACGGAGGAAGUGACUAUGAAGAAAAACGAGGAAAAAAGGGAAAAAAAGCCAAGGUGGAGAAGCCCACCAAGAGGACGCCGAAGAGGAAACGGGCUGCAGAUGACAGUGAUGACGACAGGGAAGUGAGUCGAAAGCGUACAGUGCGCCAGGCGGCCUCCAAGGCGGUGUCCAAACAGAGGGAGAUCCUGCUGGGCGAUGGAGGCAGCGAGGACGAGGAGCACGAAGACCAAGAGGAAUCCUACCUGGACCCUGACGAGUCGGGCAGCGAUGAGGACUUCAUGGUGGAGGACGAUGAUGACAGCGACUACGGUCACUCCAAGAAGAGAGGCAAGAAGGUGAUUCGACGGGGACGGACAGACAAGAAGGAGAAGAAAUCCCCCAAACCCCGACUAAAGGCCACAGUGACCCCCAGCCCAGUGAAAGGAAAGGGGAAGGGCCGUCCCAGCGCCAAGGCCCUGGAGAAGAGCUCACCCAAAGAGGAGGAGGAGGACGAGCCCGAGAGCCCCCUGGAGGAGGAAGAGGAGGAGCCCGAGAAGAAGGAGAGCUCCCCGCCCCCCAAGAAGAAGAAGGAGGCGGCGGGCGGCGAGGAAGAGGAGGAGGACGAAGAGGAGGAGGACGGCUCGGAAGAGGAGGCGCCUUCUGGAGAAGACUAGACGAUGCGCUGCCACCGCCGAAGCCCAUCCUCCACGUCUCUCUCUCUGUCUCUUCUCAGAUUUUUUUGUUUUCUUUUGUUGCUCUGCGUUUAGAGUUUUUUUUUUUUUUUUGUUUUUUUUUUUCUUUCUUUGUUUUGUUGGUUUUUUUUUUUCUCAUCCUGGUGGCCUGGCUCAACGGUUUGGACUUGGUGUGCUUCUGUUUUUUUGUGCGCGUUGUGUUUUGUUUGUUUCCCACCCUCCCCUCGAAGCACCGCUGCUGCUCUGCCGCUACACCCAUCACGACCCCCCACGUUACUUUUAUGAGUACCACUUUACAAUAAAAACCACCCUUUAAUAUCUACACCUUUACUAAUCGGUUGUCCUUGAUAACGGUUAUUAAGUCGUGAUACACAAAUGAUUUAGGGCUCAGUAUCAGGUCACUGCUCUCAUCUUGUUACUACUUAUUAACCGUCUGUUCUGUUGCAUCUCAGAUCCAACUAUUUGCUGGCGUUGCUUUAUCUUGUCUUUUUUCUCAAUCGGCACGUUAAACCUUUUACUAAUUAGUUACUAUUGUUUAUAACCUGCAAAAAGGAGCCUUAUAUUAAAGAUGAAGUCGACUGGUUUAAUGCUGGCUGAUGGAGAGAGGACAAAACCAAGGAAUGCGAUCUGAGGUUUAACAGUUAAUUUAACUGCAGUUUUGGCGAUUUGGCCUUUUUUACUAUUGCGUUAUUGUGGAUUUUUGAUGAUUUACAACCUCGUUACAAAGGUGUUUGUCAUCAGCUGUGUUUCUGCAAAAUAUCUGGCGACUUCGAGGCAAACUAUGCGAUGUUUUCGAAUAAACGAUGCGGCGUGGCGUCGUCAGAAGGGGGCGCUAUAGCUGCUGACGUAAACAGAUGAAGAAGAAGAACAGCGUCUGAUUUUUCACAGAUGAAACUGAAUAACGACACUACUCAUCACUACAAACAGCCUUAUGGGAAUAUUUGCGACACUGAGCCAUCACGAAUUCAACGUUCAGUAUGUCCAAACGUAUCCUGUCUUAAAGUUCGAUGCAAAAUUGAGGGGUUUUUUCCUCAAAUUUUGCCUUUUUUCGUAAACGUCGCUUACAAGAAACACGACGCUUGUAAAGUGGUACUGGUUCUUUUCUACUCUCGUCAUGACACUAGAGCACGCUCCUGUAUAUUUUCUGUAUUCUAGUGUACAUUCUGACAGUGCCGUUAGUGAACAUCCGUCCCGAGUCGUCACCGAAACCGACUUUUUCGUGUCUUUCUACUAAUGGGAAAUCAGCGAGCGCACACACAGGACCGCAGCCUCUUUUCUUCUCUUUGGUACUUUGUGCUUUCUUAAAAAAAAAAUAAAGGAGCAUGUUUUUACAGGGCGUCUGUGUUCUGAAAACGGUUCAUUCACUUUCUAAACUUUCUCCUUGAGAAUGGUGCAGACUGUGUCCGCGGCCUGUCUGUUCUGUGGGCUGAAGAGAUGAAACAAAUGCGUUUUUUUUGUUUUGUUUGUUUUCUGGAAGGUUUUUCCACCUGCAUCCACCGAUCAGUGGGUGUUUUUCUUUUCCUUGUUUUUUCUGAUACUGUAGACUGAAGGAGGGCCAGGUCAGCGCUGAGUGUGUGCAGGAAUUUCACUAUCUGAGGUGUCGCUGUGUGUUUUUACGUUUCUUGUGUGGGUAUAUUUUCUUUUUUUUUUUUGUUUUUUUGUUUUUUCCUCCUCGUAAGCUGCACAUGUGAAGCGGUUUCCAUUGUACGUUGGGCUUUUAAAUUAUGCUACGUGAAGCAAAAAGAGAAAAGGAAAAAAAAAAAACCUGGCUCCGCCCCUUUUUCCUGCAUCUGCAUGGCCUCAGCAUCUUAACAUCUCAACCCUUUGUGCCAGGCGACCCUAAACUUUUUUGUUGUUGUUUUGUUAUUUUUUUUUUUUUAAGAAUUGCAAGAAGAGAUGUCUGUUUUUUUUUUUUUCCUUUUUUUUUUUUUUUUUCCUUUUUUUUUUUUUUGAGAGUCCAAAAAAAAAAUGAUUGUUGUUUUUCUCCUGUUGGUUCAUUGUUCUAAUUCUCUAUUCAGAUUUUUUUUGUAAUGUUUGUUUUUUAAGAAAAGAAAUAAAAAUGUAUCUUGAUUUUAAAGAAAAAGCCGACCCUAUCCAGUCUGUUCUGCCUGACGACCGGCCUGCGAGGGGGCCGGCCGUCACCCCCCCCACCCACCUACCCACCUUUUCCCUCCCUCAUGUCUUUUUCUUUGAGGCCCCCCCCCAAUCCCUUUUCCUCCCUCCCAGUCCAAUCUGCUCGAUGGUCAAUUUUGUUUCUCUGAGCUUUCUGUUGCCCAUAUUUAGAGAUAUUCCAUAUAUGUAGGGGUGUAGUCGUACCGAGGCUCAGAAAAGAUUCAAAAGACGAGGCGGCCAUCUUCGUAUAUAUACCCAGAGAUCAGCUCUAGGCAUUCAUUUGUCUAUUAAUGCCUUAAUUUUCAUUGAGUUCCUGUUUCAGUAGUGCUCUGAUAUCAUCGUUCGGAGGCCUGAGAAUGUAAUCUGUCCUCAUGUUUAGGUCUCUGCUACAAGCUCAAAAAAAAAAAAAAAACAGAAGAAAAAGUUUGGCUUAGAAUCACAAUUUGUAAGACGAGCAGACCAUCCGAAGCCAUAAACGAUCUCAAAACUAGUGAUUUGGAGAUCAGGUGCAGCACUUGUGAGAUUGUCCUUCUUUUUGUGAUAAACAGUGUUUGAUGUCAAAGCAAAAAAGACAAAAAAAAAGAAAAAGAACAAAAAGCUGGAAUUGUACGGAGCCCCUAAAAAAUCAUGUACGAAGAAGAUAAACAAAUUCGUCUUGUUUGUACAGGUUUUUCUUGCUCGAACAAGAAAAUAAAGUAUCACCUUUAGGGGCUCCAUAGUAUUGUGAUCUUGGGAAAUUAAUUUUUAACACCUCCUUUUGAUCAAUCCCAAGGCUGCAAUAUAAAGUAACUGUCCUGGACUUUCACAGGUCAGGACACAAAAUGAACCUAGUCUUUGGUUCGGAAGCACAUUUGAUUGUUUUAUGACUCCUUAGUAGCAGGUUAGUGUGUUUUUUCUACGUUCAGGUCUCGGAAGGAGAAAAAAAAAAUUGACUCCCGAACUUAAACUGUCAUUUUAGGAACGAUUGGAUAAUUUAAGGAAAAAUAAAUGUGUUUGUACAAAUCUAAAAAAGCUGUGUUCGCAGUAGGAACAGAUACUGUCAGCACCGAGGGCUUCAUUCACAGGAGGCACAUGGCAAAAGGCUGUGAAUUUCUCCUUGUUUUCAUCCAUUUCUGAUUUCUUCUGUUGUACUGUUUUGACUUUGUUUUCUAUAUAUACCUUCAGUUGUACUGGCAAAUGUAAAUGUAAGCCAACUUUGUGAUUCCUGCAGGAGACGCAGUGGAGAAGCUUUUUGUCAGUAGUGUGGAAAAAGGAACGCUGAACUCUUGAAUCUUUUUGCAUGUUGUGGAAAAAGGUGCGAAGCGAUGAUGAUGAUGAUGAUGAUGAUGAUGCUGGCAAUGGCAAUAUUGUGGUCUUACAAAAAAAAAAGUAUUAACGACGAUGUUGAUAAUGUUUUGGUUUCCCAGCUUCUAAUAAAGGCAACCUACUUUUUA
Messenger RNA from Sphaeramia orbicularis (orbiculate cardinalfish), 4762 nucleotides. It is a transcript of the gene nucks1a, whose product is annotated as nuclear casein kinase and cyclin-dependent kinase substrate 1a. Gene Ontology annotation, molecular function: double-stranded DNA binding; single-stranded DNA binding. The coding region runs from base 288 to 1199 and encodes 303 amino acids. Lineage: Eukaryota; Metazoa; Chordata; Actinopteri; Kurtiformes; Apogonidae. Gene Ontology annotation, cellular component: cytoplasm. Gene Ontology annotation, biological process: double-strand break repair via homologous recombination; interstrand cross-link repair. The transcript has 8 exons. The record is from RefSeq and is a predicted model, not a curated record.